GUACAACCAACAAUUUGGUUUGGUAGUAGAAGAUUAGAUCAAUCAGUAAUUCGUUCAAUAGGAAUUUAUUAUGGAUGGACAUAAAAAAAUAAUUCUAAGUAAAAUGUUAUAACAGUAAAACUCCAAUAGUAACAGUGCUAAGUUAAUUUAUGUAGUAGUUUGGCCUAAAUUUAAAUUUUAAGAAAAUGCGUUCAAUCUGGAUUGUUGGGGCGCUAUGCCUACUGGCAACUUGGUUCUUUGCUCAUUUGUACCAGGGGCUACUGACUGCUUAUGAGCAGUCUGGUACACUUACAGAAAUGGAGUAUUCUUGGUUCUUCAGACUACUCCUCAAUUUAGCAGGCUACUCCACAAUCCUGCUGCCAGGCUUCAUUUUAUACAAAUACGUCGAUAGAUCCAACUAUUUCGAUAAAAUAAAUGGCUCGGGAUGUUUAUCACAAGUGCUGCUCUCGUGUUUCGGUGAGCCGACCGAACGGCUGCCCGAAUCGACGAAACCGACCAAAGUGGUAGAGACUUCGGCCAGGGCCGAGGGCGCUGAGCUGGCUUUCUGCUUCACUGGCCUCAUGGGCACCUAUCUAGUCUGGGGUUUGCUGCAAGAAAAGAUCAUGACACAGAAUUAUGUAAUGUCAGACGGGAGCCUUGUGAAGUUCAAUGACUCCCAGUUCCUGGUCUUCAUCAAUCGGCUGCUGGCAUUCAGUAUUGCUCUGGGGCGGCUGCUGUGUGCACGCAAGCCUUUCGUUGCCGCGCCGCUGUACAAAUUCUCUUACUGUUCGCUCACAAACAUCAUCAGCGCCUGGUGCCAAUAUGAGGCGCUUAAAUACGUCAGUUUCCCCACACAGGUGCUAUCAAAGUCAUGCAAAGUGAUUCCAGUGAUGUUGAUGGGGAAGUUGGUAUCGCGAAACAAAUACGAACUGUACGAGUACGUAACGGCAGUGUUGAUAUCUGCCGGCAUGGCUCUCUUCAUGUUUGGCAGUCGGGACGAUUACUCAGAGUCAACAAUGACGACAAUGUCGGGUGUGACGCUGCUAGCACUGUACAUGGUGUGCGACAGCUUCACGUCGUCGUGGCAGGGCGCGCUGUUCACCCAGUACAGCUGCGACCCCAUGCAGAUGCUCUGCGGCGUCAACCUGUUCUCGUGCCUCCUCACUGCCGCCGCGUUGGUGCACCACUCCAGUACGGCCACCUCGAUACAGCUGCUUCAACACCCGGUGUUCGCAACAGACUGCCUGCUCCUCUCACUGAGCUCGGCCGUGGGCCAGCUGAUCAUCUACCGCACCAUCGCCAAGUUCGGAGCCGUCGUCUUCACCAUCAUCAUGACUCUCAGACAGGCUGUGUCAAUUCUCCUCUCGUGCCUCGUUUACGGGCAUAAUGUAUCAGUGGGCGGGGCGUUCGGCGUGUUACUGGUGUUCGGCGCGGUGCUUCUGCGCGUGUACUGCCGACAGCGGCUGCGCCGGCGCCGGCCCGCCGACAUCUAGCGACCGUCCCCCCUCGACACCAAGGUGAUACUGACUACCGGGGACACUAAAAGUGUUGAAAGUGACGUAUAAAUUAUACAGAAUUAAUAUUGAAUAUUGAAACUUGAGUGAGAAUGUACUAUUUGUAUUUAUUUUAUAAUUAUAUUUUUUGUUUUCCGUUUAAAAUGUCUGUUCUGUAUAAGCAGAGAGUUUUCAUCACUAAACUAGGAAUAUAGACAUCAGUGGGAUUACUGCAACUUUGAUGGGAUUGGCCUGAAGACACUUAUUUGAAAUAUGUACUUCAUAAAAUAUCGAAUAGGUAUACUGUUGCUUAUUUCUUUAUAAGUUAAGUUAUAAAGGGAAUAUGCUUAGUCAUUUCAGAGUUUAUAUUUGACCUAGUCUACAUCCCUGUUAUAGUUAUUUAUUUAUUAUUUAACUAUUCUAUUUUAGAGAUUAUGAUAAUGAAGAUGCGUUAAAUUUGUCGGGUGUAUGUGGAAAGGGUGAAUAUAAUUUUAACCCCAUUUUUACAAUACGUUACCAAAUAACUUCAGGUUGCGGUACGUCCCGCACGAGCAUGAAUUACCCCGAUUUUAGCAAUAUGGUAAAUUAAAAUGGUGUUCAUAUAACAAACAUGAGGGGGGAAAUCGUAUCCAACGAUUGUUUUCAUUAGUCGCUGUAACGCAUGCGGUGUAAUGAGCGCGUUAUCGGCUAAUGAAAAUGAACCAUUAAAGAUAGCUUAUCUAACCGACUAUCUUUUGACAUGUACUUGUUGAAACGAUCGAUUACUACCACUAAAUCAUAAUCGAAAUACCCUGUAAAGUUAGGUAAAUGAAAAUUUGAAAAUAGUUGCCGCAUGUUAUACAUAAUAGCCCCGAGUCCUGCAGACACCUCCUAAUUUUAAGUUAUACCUGACAUUUUCUUAUCCGAAGAAAAUGAAAUUGACGGAUGAUUGUCAACAAGUUAAUUUUAAAGCGAAUGAAUUGCUCAGGCGAAUAAAAUAGGCAUCUCGCUACUACUUCGCCUAAGUCUACUUAACUCUGUCGGGUUAUUGGCCGAUGUAAAAUUUUUAGACGGUUGUUUUAGAUUUCUGCUUAAAAUUGACGUGUGUUCCAUAAAUUUUAUGCCUGUCGAUUACCCGUCCCUUUCUUUUUCAGCGGAUAAGAAAAUGACAGGUAUAACUAAAAAAAAAUUUGCUGGCGUCUGCAGGAAUUAGCACCAAUUUAUGGUUAAAUAAUAUAAAUCGGAUAAUUAGAUAACUUGAUUCGUGAAUGAAAAAGGGAAUGUUUUUGUAUAGUGCGAAAUGAGGAACUUUCCAGGCUGCGUUCCCAAAAAAAAAGAUGGCGCUGUUCAGAUAUAACUUGAUAAUUACCUAUUUUCUCAAUGAUCUGUUUACAUAAUUAUUCAAAAAUAUAAUUGUUAUUUGAUAUUUCGAUCAGAUAUGUAUAGAAUUAUCUGCGGUGUGAAGUUGAGUGAUAGAGUGAGAAACAGUGUGAUAAGACAGAGAUGUGGUGUAAAAGACGAUAUAGUGACUAAGAUUGAGAAGGGAAUGUUAGGUUGGUUUGGACACGUAGAGCGGAUGAAGGAUAAUAGAAUUGCAAAAGCGGUAUAUAAAGCGAAAGUUGAUGGUAGGGCUGGCAGAGGAAGACCGAGAAGGACUUACGAUGACCAAAUUGGAGAUGUCCUUAGAAAAGGUUUAAUACGAUCUACUCUGAACUGGCGUGCGUGUAUGAAGCGAUUGAUGAAUGUGGAGGAAGCAAGAGAAGUGUGUCAGGAUCAAAGCAAAUGGAAUUCUAUAGUAACUGCUUAUCCCGGUGGGAAAUAGGCGUGAGUUUAUGUAUGUAUAAAAUUAUGCUGCUACCUAUAUUGCUUCAUUUUAUUUUGAACAGAAUAGUAAUAGGGUGGAAGAUGUGUUGUGCCUGGUUGUAAUGACAAGAGUCAUCAUUUAUACCCAAAAACAAAGAUAAAAUAUGCAUAUGUUUAUUAUUAAAAGGCAAGUCUUUACGGCGCCAUCUAUAAUUAUUUUGGGGAACGAAGUCUGGCAAAUCCCUCUUUAAGAUUGUCCAAUUAAGCUAUUAUAGCACGUUCGUAUGUCGAACACGUAGAAACGUGGUACAGAUUGACUGAAGUGGAAUAGCGACUGUAAAUAACAUUAGUAGUAGGAAUAUACUUAAUAUCGGUCAACAUUAUUAGCAACUUGGUAUUCAGUCGAAAACCCCAAAUAUACAUUAUAGUUGAUAAUACUUAAGUAGACUGCCACGUGAUGGGUCCAUAAACUUGCUUGUAUAGCGGCAUAGCUGUGAUUAUAUCGGAUUGGGAUUCAAGUGACGCUAGUGUUAAAAAACGUAAUUUAAAAAAGUAAUAUUUGUUCUUACAAGUCGAAACAUUUAAAGUAAUUGUUACCUUGUGUUUACCAACAUAUUAAGGUUAUGUUCCGGUCCGGAUUACCGAGACUUGGAAGACAAUAGGCAUUCUAGGAUUAGUUUGGAUACAAAACAGCUCUGUGUUCGUAAUAUUUGUAACAUCAUGUUUAUGAUUUAUGAUUUACUAAUAGUGAGAAAAAGCAAUACCACAAAUUGAGCCUUAUUUAACAUUUACGAAUAUUAAAGUAUAAGGUAGCACGGUGAAUAUGUUCAUAUUUCAAUAUAGCGAAUUAGUAACAGUUAUACACCAAUUGCGGAAUGAAAGAGUUGAGAACGGAAUUAUAUUGUAUGUCGCGAAUGUGUUGCAACUGAUGGCAUGUUGGAUACCAAAGCUACACGCGCGUGUAAAUAUUAUUCACUGAAUAAUUUAUUGAGUCCGAGCAUUGUCAUGUUCCACUCGACUACUCUGGUUUGAGCGCAAGUUUGAUCCAAACAUACGACACAAACUACGCUGUCGAUGUUAGGCCCAAGCCAACGUGGAACAUGCUACUUGAUUCUUCCCCAUUUUCAAGCAUUUCAAGCAUUUUUUAAGAUACAGAAUAUUAGAUCUAAUUUAUCCGUUACCAAAAGUUAUUUAGAAAACAUCUUGUUAUAGGUGUCCUAAAAUAUAUAUA
Pectinophora gossypiella (pink bollworm) is the source of this 4485-nucleotide messenger RNA. It is a transcript of the gene sll, whose product is annotated as adenosine 3'-phospho 5'-phosphosulfate transporter 1. The record is from RefSeq and is a predicted model, not a curated record. Gene Ontology annotation, cellular component: Golgi membrane; endoplasmic reticulum membrane. Bases 186 to 1472 code for a protein of 428 amino acids. Gene Ontology annotation, molecular function: 3'-phosphoadenosine 5'-phosphosulfate transmembrane transporter activity. Gene Ontology annotation, biological process: transmembrane transport. NCBI's taxonomy places the organism in Eukaryota, Metazoa, Arthropoda, Insecta, Lepidoptera, Gelechiidae. The transcript has 9 exons.